This is a messenger RNA of Chenopodium quinoa (quinoa), 573 nucleotides long. Its product is annotated as nucleolar protein of 40 kDa-like. NCBI's taxonomy places the organism in Eukaryota, Viridiplantae, Streptophyta, Magnoliopsida, Caryophyllales, Amaranthaceae. The coding region runs from base 1 to 573 and encodes 190 amino acids. Gene Ontology annotation, molecular function: nucleic acid binding; zinc ion binding. The transcript has a single exon. The record is from RefSeq and is a predicted model, not a curated record.
AUGACUCAUGAACUUCACCUGAGUUCCAACUCUGAAAGUUCCAAGAACAAGAGUCUUGCUCUUAAGGCUCAAGACUCAGAAGAGUCGAAAGCUGAUGAGGAAGAAAUGGCAAUUCUAGUUAGAAAAUUCAAAAGGAUGAUGAACUACAAGAAGUUUUAUAGGAACAAGAAGUAUGCAAGUUCCAGAAACACAACUUGUUUUAAAUGUGGGUCUAAAGAUCACUUCAUCAAAGAUUGUCUUCUACUAGACGGUGAGAAAGUAAAGACAAAGGGCAAGGAGCAAUCCAAAGAGUCAAGAGUUUAUAAGCCUUUCUUCACCAAGGACAAUGUGAAGAAAGCCAUGAUAGCUUCGUGGGGAGAUUCAGAUUCAGAUUCUGAGGAAGAUCAACUGUCAGAAGAAGCUGCACAUCUAUGCUUGAUGGCAAAAACUGAUGAAAAGGCAAAACUGAAGGAACUAGAAUCUGAGGUAUGGUUUUCUCAAAAAGAACUUAGACAUUUCUCUAAAGAAAACUUAAUAUUUGUUGUUUUAGAAAUUCAAGAAGAAUUGAAAGAAUUGCACAGAGCUAAACAAUAA